GGAAAGCAGCCCAUGCGUCAAAAGACGUGCGCACCGCUGCCCGACGGCCGCGAAUGGGCAGCAGCGAUGACGCAUUGAUGCGCAGAAACAGGCCGGAAGAGGAUGCGCCUCCUCGCUGCCGCGGCGCUUCUGUCGACGACGUGCAGUCGCCUCUACACGCCGCGCCUCUUCCCGCCGCGCCCGGAACCGCCGCUCCCACCACUAACGAAGGAGGCCUGCGACCGCCAGGCCCGCGACGAGCGGCGGGCGCGGCAAUACUCUAAUACCACGUGCGCACCGCUGGUGGACGGUGGUUGCGCAACGAGCUGCUGCCGCACGGGUGCCGAAGAAGAUACGGCGCGCGCCCGGCGCUGGGUCGCGGCCCGAAGCUAUAUCGUCGCCUCUCUGGCCACGUCAGAUCCGGCGUGCGCCGCGCGCGCGACGGUCGAGAACCUGCUCGCGCAUACGACGGACGUCUUAGUCGUCGUGCACCGCGGCUGCGGGUCGGAACGCUUCACUCUAUCCGAUGCUCGCGUCGUGCUAAACCCGGUCUGCGUCCCCACGCGACGGGCCUACGGGUCGCUGCUGCACGCCCACCUGCGCAACGUGCUGUACGCGAAAACAACGUUUUCAAAACCUCCGACGCACGUCCUCCUGACGGCGGCGAAUUUGUACUGGAUCGCGCCCGGCGUCGAAAGUUAUAUCCGCGCCGUCGGUUCGAGCGUCUACGGCGCGCCGCGGGUCGCCCCGCCCGCGACCCACCCGCCGGAUUUAGAUCCGGACUGGGCCUCCAUCGUGAGACGCCUGCCGUCCGAGGGCGCGCUCCAGCAAAAACACGAGGGGAGCUUCUACCCCUGGGCCGCGGCGGCGCACAUGGUCCACACGAUCGACUUGAACCGCCUGAACCACCGCUCCUGCUUCUGCGGCGGUUUUUGUAUCGAAGAAUAUUACCUGCCGAACCUGUUCUAUCUUCUGGAGAAGGACCGCUUCCCUUCGGGAAUCGACGCGGCCUGCUACGCGCGAGCCAAUCCCGAUUUAAGACCGGGCUACUGCGUCGAUGGCGAGUGCGACGCGCGGGGGCUAAGAAGGCACUGGGACGACUUCGGACGGUGCGAGGGCCGCCCGGUCGCGUGUCCUCCUACGACCAUGGAGUCUCCAACACUCAAAGCGCGCGUCACGGUCUUCUACAACGUCUUCGCCAAGGCCACGGGCGCGGCCGCGGCCAUCGUCGCCGAGCAGAUGAGCCAGUUACGAGAGGCGCCGCUCUGGCCGUUCAUCGAGGAGGUGCGCUACGCGACGAUCGGUCCGGACGCCGCCGUAGCCGCCGAGGUCGCGAAGCACUGUACGGACGUAACGUGCGUCCACCUCGGCCACGACGCGGCGGGCAGCGAGCUGAAUAGUUUGGAACCGCUCCACGCGUAUUGCGUCCAAAACCCGGAGGCGUCCGUGGCCUACCUCCACGACAAGGGCUCGUUCCACGAGUCGCCGCGCAACGCCCGGCUGCGGCGGGUUCUAUUACGGGGUCUGGCGUCGCGGCCGUGCGCCGCCGCGAUCACGGCUCCUAGUGCUUGCGACGUCUGCUCCAGUCGCUUCGCCGUAACGCCCCACCAGCACACGUCCGGGAACAUGUGGCUCGCGAGAUGUUCGUACGUUCAACGGCUCCACGCGCCGCGGGACUUCCGGCGACGGAUGGAGCUCCAUUAUGGGAGAAAAAAGGGCGGCGAGGCCUGGCCCCUGGGGACCUGGCGCUUCGCCUACGAGCACUGGGUCCACUCGCACCCGUCGUUACGGGCGUGCGACGUCCUCGAUCACGAAUUCCAGGAGGGCUACGGGAACCUGCCCCCGACGGAUUUUGAGAUCUCGUUCGCGCUGGCGCCGCGGUAUAACAGAGGCCACGCGUUCUUCGCCGCCGCGACGGCCUUCCGCGGGCGGCCGGCGGCGUUCUCCCUCGACGACCGCAUCCCGGAGAUGGAGCGCGAGUGGCGCGCGCUCUACAACGCGACGCCUCCACCACUAUCGCGGCUCCGGACCUACUACGGCGGCCGGGCCUGCGUCGCUCCCGCGCCGGCGGCGGGCGGCGGGCGGCGCGACGACUUCCUGUUCGCGGGGACGGUCGCGAGUCGCGACCGGGUCCUGCGGAGGGAGGUCGGACGCACGAAGUUCGCCGUCAAGCACCGCGCGCACAACGUCAGCUGCGCGCGGUCGGGGAUUAGUUAGGCCCGUUUUUUACAUCGCCCUUAACUAGCUUUUUGCCUGGGCGGCGGGACCCUGCG
Pelagomonas calceolata is the source of this 2252-nucleotide messenger RNA. The record is from the annotation of a GenBank genome assembly. Lineage: Eukaryota; Pelagophyceae; Pelagomonadales; Pelagomonadaceae.